Messenger RNA from Saccharomyces eubayanus, 1833 nucleotides. RefSeq names its product Pex5p (gene PEX5). Gene Ontology annotation, biological process: protein import into peroxisome matrix, docking. The coding region runs from base 1 to 1833 and encodes 610 amino acids. The record is from RefSeq and is a predicted model, not a curated record. Lineage: Eukaryota; Fungi; Ascomycota; Saccharomycetes; Saccharomycetales; Saccharomycetaceae. Gene Ontology annotation, molecular function: protein binding. The transcript has a single exon. Gene Ontology annotation, cellular component: peroxisomal membrane; cytosol.
AUGGACGUAGGAAGCUGCUCUGUGGGGAACAACCCACUUGCUCAACUGCACAAACACACACAACAAAACAGAUCUCUUCAGUUUGGCCAGAGUAAUGGGCCUCGUAAUGAGUCGCCCCUACAGAAUAACAUCAAGCCAAAUGGUACCCAGGCUUUCAAGUCCAAUAAAAAUACCAUUUCCCAAGAAAGUAUGGCACAUAUGCAUAGGUUCAUGAACGGAGAACCCCUAGCGGAUGAUAAGAGAAGAAUGGAAAUAGGACAAUCUUCAGCCAUGCCUCUAUCUCUUUCAAGUAUGCGUUCCUUACAAAUUGAAUCAAGCCCAAACCAAAUUAGUGGAGCGAUUAACACAUCGCACUGGUCGCAGGAAUUUCAAAAUGGUGGUAAUAUUCAGAAUAAGAUCACAAAUGCAGGCAAUUCAGAAAAAGUAUGGCAACACCCGCCACAAGCCACUUCGAGGCAAUUUCAAUAUCCCAAUAACAUGAUGAAUAACUACCCUUACUCUUCAAUGAAUAGUUUCAGCGGAUCAAGGCUCCAGUCACCUGGGUUCAUGAACCAGCAGCACACAGAACGUUCUAAGGAAGACAUCAAACAGCAAGGAGAACAACCUUGGAUGGAUCAGUUUGAAAAGUUAGAAAAAGAGGUUUCGGAAAACCUGAACAUCCAUGAUGGGAUAGAAGAAGAAGAGAAUAUAACUGAAGUGGAACAAAAUAAGCCAGAAAUCGUGGAAAAGGACGAAGUAGUAUUUGGAGAUCAAUAUCAAUCCGAUUUCCAAGAAGUAUGGGACAGUAUCCACAAAGAUGCCGAAGAUGUCUUGCCAUCUGAUUUGGUCAACGACGACCUUGAUUUAGGGGAAGACUAUCUGAAAUACCUAGGUGGUAGGGUAAAUGGAAACAUCGAGUAUACUUUUCAAUCAAAUAAUGUGUAUUCGAAGAACCCUAAUGCUUAUAAGAUUGGUUGUCUAUUGAUGGAAAAUGGAGCCAAGUUGAGCGAAGCAGCCCUAGCGUUUGAGGCUGCUGUUAAUGAAAGACCCGACCAUGUGGAUGCAUGGUUGAGAUUGGGCCUGGUACAAACCCAAAAUGAAAAAGAGCUGAACGGUAUAAGUGCUUUAGAAGAGUGUUUGAAACUAGAUCCAAACAAUUUAGAGGCAAUGAAGACUUUAGCGAUCAGUUACAUAAAUGAAGGGUACGAUAUGAGCGCCUUUACAAUGCUAGAUAAAUGGGCAGAAACCAAAUACCCUGAAAUUUGGUCAAAUAUCAAGCAACAAGAUGAAAGGAUUCAAAAAGAAAGGGGAUCCACACACAUUGACAUGAACGCGCGUGUAACAAAACAGUAUCUGCAAUUAGCCAACAGUUUAAGCUCGGCAGACCCUGAAGUACAGUUGUGCUUGGGUCUUCUAUUCUACACUAAGGAUGACUUUGACAAGACGAUAGACUGCUUUGAAAGCGCGUUGAAGGUCAAUCCUAAUGACGAAUUGAUGUGGAACAGAUUAGGAGCUUCACUGGCCAACUCCAACAGAUCAGAAGAGGCGAUCCAAGCAUAUCAUAGAGCAUUGCAACUGAAACCAUCUUUUGUUAGAGCUCGUUACAAUCUGGCAGUGUCUUCAAUGAAUAUUGGAUGUUAUAAAGAGGCUGCAGGCUACUUAUUGACUGUCUUAAGCAUGCAUGAAGUAGACACCAAGAAAAAGGGAGAUCUAGGGUCUCUCUUGAACACAUAUAAUGAUAGCGUCAUUGAUACUUUGAAGAGAGUUUUUAUAGCGAUGAACCGAGAUGACCUUUUACAAGAGGUGAAACCAGGUAUGGAUCUGAAAAGCUUUAGAGGUGAAUUUUCAUUUUGA